AUGGCAAGACAAGGAUUUAAUCUUAGUCAUGUUGUUGUCCCAAUCUUCGAUGGUGAAAACUACGAUUAUUGCUGUGUCAAAAUGGAGACAUUAUUUCAAUCUUUAGAUGUGUUAGAUGAUGUCCAUAACACAUUUGAAGAGCCCUCAACAACUGAAAAACAAACGAAUGCUAAAGAAGCUUGGGAAGUUCUCAAACAAGAAUUCCAAGGCGAUGUAAAAGUAAGAGCUAUCAAAUUGCAGUCUCUCAGACGGGAUUACGAGAAUAUGAAGAUGAAAGAAAAUGAGUCACUUAAUGACUAUUCGUCUAGAUUAACUGAUUUGGUUAACCAGAUGAAAAGCUAUGGUGAUGAAAUUGAUGACCAAAGAAUCGUCGAGAAAAUUCUCAUUACCAUUCCGGAAAAAUUUGAUCCAAUUAUAGCAGUCAUUGAAAACACCAAAGAUCUCAAAACUUUGGGUAUUCAAGAACUGUUAAGUUCGUUGAAGUCUUACGAGCAACGCAUGACACGUCACACUGGCAGGGCGAUUGAAAGUGCAUUUCAGUCCAGUUUACAAAGUGAUAAAAAGCCACCACAAAGUUACGAAAGAGGGAGCUCAUCCCAUGGUGGAAGAAGAGGGAGAAAUUUUAGAGGUUGA
Molecule: messenger RNA, 633 nt
Organism: Erigeron canadensis
Lineage: Eukaryota; Viridiplantae; Streptophyta; Magnoliopsida; Asterales; Asteraceae
Exons: 2
Coding region: 1-633 (210 amino acids)
Source: RefSeq, a predicted model, not a curated record